Python bivittatus (Burmese python) is the source of this 1414-nucleotide messenger RNA. The record is from RefSeq and is a predicted model, not a curated record. Lineage: Eukaryota; Metazoa; Chordata; Lepidosauria; Squamata; Pythonidae.
AAAGUUUUAUAAGCAAUUAUAGAAAAUAUCAACUGCAAAAUAAACAAAAAACGAAACACACAAAGCAAAACUAUAUAACUGCUCCUCAAACAACCCUCCAGGAAGCAGGAGGAAGAAGCGAGACCGCCUGCAGUGGUAAUUGACGCAUGCGUAAAACAUCUCGAAAAGCGCUUCCCUACCACAGAAGAGAAGCACAAUCUCGCGAGAUGUUAGCUGUACUGGACACCGAAACAAACGAAGCGUUCGGAACGUGACGAUAGAGAGAAAAGUACUUCAGCAUUUUUUUUUUUCUCGGUUUCUUCUCUUCUUUUUUCCUUGGCCGGUGAUGGCGGCCGCAACGUCGGCGACGACUCCGCCUGCUCACUGGAGCCGCUUUGAUCAGGAGCAAGACCUAACGGUACGGGAGCUCAUCCGGCAAGUAACCGGCCUGAACGAGCGGAGCCCCGAAACGUCUGGCCAUUUCCAAGCGGCGCUGAAUUUCGUCUGGUCGAACUUCAGGUUUCAUCAAUUUCUUGACGUCAGUAGGCACAAAGUGGAGAAAAUAAUGGAAGGAAUUUAUGAAAAGCUCGUUGUUCACUCGGACCUUGUUAAAGCUGCAAGCUGGAGGAAACUAACAGAAGAGUUUCUGAAUUUGUCUCUUCCCACCACAGAAGGAACAAAGACAGAUACACAUUAUGCCAUACUCUCACUCCUGUUAUGCUUGUCUGAUUCUCCUUCCAACACCAGCUACACAGAAGAACCAAGAGAAAAAGCAGUAGAAAAAGAGGAAUUUGACUGGAGAAAAUACUUAAUGGAAGAUGAAAACUUGGACUUUGUUCCUGAUCUAGAAUCACCAGAGUGGUCAGAUGUAAGUGAUGAAGAAGAUACCGAACCUUUGAGCAGAGAAGACUCUGGCAUUCAAGUAGACAGGACACCACAAGAAGAUCAGGAUCAAAGCAAGAAGUCAGCAUCUCUUGUCAACUGGAAAGAUGAACCUGAUGCACGUACCUGGUUAGAGCAACAUGUAGUGGCUCAGUACUGGACUGGUAGAGUUGUUCGCUUUUCCCAUAGUUUGCAUUUUCAUUCCAAUUUAGCUUCUAUAUGGUAAGUUGCCAAACCCAUUUUUAAAUUAUUACAAUUGUUAUUCACAUAUAGAACUAUACUGACUUAGUUCUUUCUGUUUCCCUGUACAAAUUCUUGUUAUGUUUGUGAUAAAUUAUGUAGAAUUAUAUCUGUAUUCAAAGUCUCUACCAAGAGCACGAUAAGAAAGGAUUUGAAGGAUUACAGAAUUCUUAGAUUAUGCUUUGCUUAUAAGGGGCUUUAAGAUGAUCUAGGUAAGUUCUGAUUUUAAUACACCAAUAGAAUUUUGAGAUACUUUUUCCAAUAAAUAUUUGAAGUAUUGGCUGGUGUGGGUCUUCCGGGCUGUGUGGCCGUG